Botrytis fragariae is the source of this 405-nucleotide messenger RNA. Its product is annotated as putative histone h4 protein. The transcript has 3 exons. Gene Ontology annotation, molecular function: DNA binding; structural constituent of chromatin; protein heterodimerization activity. Gene Ontology annotation, cellular component: nucleosome. The record is from RefSeq and is a predicted model, not a curated record. Gene Ontology annotation, biological process: nucleosome assembly. Bases 94 to 405 code for a protein of 103 amino acids. NCBI's taxonomy places the organism in Eukaryota, Fungi, Ascomycota, Leotiomycetes, Helotiales, Sclerotiniaceae.
CUUCGGAAUUAUCAUCAAUACAUCCAUCGUCUUAUUAAAGACGCGUUUUAUUAUCACAAAUAAUCAAAUCCACUUCUUAAUAACUACUUCAUCAUGACUGGACGCGGAAAGGGCGGAAAGGGUCUCGGAAAGGGUGGUGCUAAGCGUCAUCGUAAGAUUUUGAGAGACAACAUCCAAGGUAUCACCAAGCCAGCUAUCAGACGUCUUGCUCGUCGUGGUGGUGUCAAGCGUAUUUCUGCCAUGAUCUACGAAGAAACCCGUGGUGUUUUGAAGACCUUCCUCGAGGGUGUCAUUCGUGAUGCCGUCACCUAUACCGAACACGCCAAGCGCAAGACCGUCACCUCCCUCGAUGUCGUCUACGCUUUGAAGAGACAAGGCCGUACCCUCUAUGGUUUCGGUGGUUAA